AUCAAUGCCAGGAUCAUUUAUCUCAAAAUAACAUCUCACAAUUGCUAACAGAGUCUACAAGUUCAAAUGACGAUGUUUCACAAUUACAAACAGAGUCAACAAGUUCAGGUGAUGAUAUUUCACAAGUGCCAAAUGAUUUUAAUGAUUUCAACGAAUUAUCUGAAUCUACAAGGUCUCCUGCAAGUGAAUCUUAUGACCUUGGAAAUCUUAUGGUAAAUAAUCCCUGGAGGACCUCACAAACAUACAUGACUCAAGAGUAUUCAAACAACACAAGGCUAAUUAAGGACAUUAUGUUUGAAGGAUUACAACUUCUUCAACAAGUAAAUCUGUUAGAUGCACAAUCUCCAGCAUCAAGCGUCCGACCUUGGGCGGAUUCCCAACAUCUGACAAGUUCAUUAAUGGAUAUUAAUACGCAAGAGAAUAUAAGCAUGGCAGAAGGUGAGAAAGUUGGUUUAUACUGA
This is a messenger RNA of Dentiscutata erythropus, 461 nucleotides long. Lineage: Eukaryota; Fungi; Glomeromycota; Glomeromycetes; Diversisporales; Gigasporaceae. The record is from the annotation of a GenBank genome assembly.